AUGCUUUUUGAGAUCGAAGCAGAUGCUGAGGAAAAGUCUCCAUUGAUAGCCUCCCAUGUGAAAGGAACGCUCGCUUAUCUUCCACCUGAAUUCAUUACGAAUAAAAUACUUUCCACCAAGCUUGAUGUGUACAGUUUUGGCAUUGUUCUUCUAGAGAUAUGCACAGGAAUGAGAGCUUUUAUGGAUUCACGUGUUCCUCCAAAUCUUGCCGAUUACUGCAUUAGCAGUAGAGAUGCGCAAAAAUGUGGAUCAGGACGUUCGUCUCUUGCUUGGAUCAAAGCGCUCAUGGAUAAACGCACUCCAUGUGUUCAUAACCAAGCUGCUGUUGUGGCGUGGUGUGAUGGAGUUAUGUUUCUGGGGCUGAAGUGUGCAGACAAAGAUCGACAUCUUCGACCUCCGUUUCCACAGAUCCUCGAAUCACUUUCAAAUCUGCCCUCUCUCGUCGAUUAA
Cooperia oncophora is the source of this 450-nucleotide messenger RNA. NCBI's taxonomy places the organism in Eukaryota, Metazoa, Nematoda, Chromadorea, Rhabditida, Trichostrongylidae. The record is from the annotation of a GenBank genome assembly.